UUCGAUUAUUGAACCUAACUCCGCGCUCAUUCGCUGAGUAUUGCCAAGCGUUUACGCGGGAGAGCUUCGAAGGCAGAUUAAAAGGCCUAACCUCAAAUUUGCGUGCCUGAUCUUCGAAAACGAAAUAACAAGUGUUUGUCUAUAAAUUUUAUUUCUUUGAUAACAUGGAACUUUUUGACGAUCCCGUUUUUAAAACCAAGUAUUUGAAGAAUAAGGUACGUGUGAAACGAUGGGAAAGCGAUUUUAUGGAAAAAUACGGACGCAGACCCAAUAAGAAUGACAUAAAGGAAGCAGAUAUAUCUAUCAAGGAGGCAUAUAAGAUAUAUUGGAAAUUGAAAACACGUGCUCUAGAGGAAACUCUUACAGAUAUUACUUUUUGUGAUGAUAUGCAAGACAAUAUCUCUAACAAAUCACCACAGAAGUUAAUAAAUAAUCAAAAACAAGACAAAAAUCCAAGUCCAGAAAAAGUUAUAAAAGAUACCGAAAAUAUAAAUCCUCAUAAUAGCAAAUGUUCUAUGGAAAUUGAAGAUUCCUUCAAGCAGUCCAAUAUCAAGGAGGAUUCAAAUACACUAAACAUUGAAGGAAUCUGGGGUAAUCAUUUGAAUAAAACUAAAGAACCAAAGAAACAAGCCUUGUUAGUUGGUAGAUCUUCUUCUUUCCAAUUGUCUAGAAAUAAGUUUGAAAGCUCAACCUUUACUAAACGAAAUCCGAGAAAAUCAUUAUCAUCAAUCAAAAUAAAAGAUAAGUCUGAAAAUAAUAUCUUGAAUAACUCAAGUGUUGAUCGAAUGGAUUCGGAUAGCAAAGAUAGCUUUGAUGUAGCAGCUAUUGAGACAAAGCCCAUAUUUGGUGAAUCAAUAAAUGUAACAUUUGAGAGAAAUAAACCUGUUAUUUCACGCUCAAUUAAUACUGUUCAACAACUGAUCGAUGGUCAUGUAACUGACGUAAGUCGCAAUUUGAAUCAAGGUUGGCUGGAUCGAUGCACAAAAGAGAGUAAUAUGGAAGUAAUGAUCAACUCUCAGAGACUCUCAGGCACCAGCGAUUCUGGUGUAGAGUCCAUGGAAUCUAGUAUUUAUUCCCCUAAGGAUUUGGCCACUGUAAAUUCUAUUUCGUCACUUCAAAUCUCUGACGAGGAAGAUUUUAUAUGCGUCAGUGAUUCCGAAGAAGAACGCAAAAAUAAACGCAUCAGAAAUUUAAAGAAACGACAAAGCGAUGAAGACGAUCAUCCCGCGAAGCGUCAAUGUGUCGAAAUCAAUUCCGAUUCUAUGACCGUUGAAUCUAAUGAUAUAAUCGAUAACGAUACAUUCAAGCUGACUUCCAAUGUCAAUAAGAGUUUUAAUUUAUUGCCUGGAGAUAAAUAUAAUACGGACAAAACUGACAAUGAUAAUGCAUUUAAAUUGAUUAACGAUGUUAACAAAAGCACCAAUACAGUGAACAAAUCAAUUAGAAUUGAAAGAAAUACAGUUAUUUUGGAUUCGAACAUUACAAUGAAAACUGAGAACGAUCAAACAACAGUAUCCGUAAUGCAUACCAUUCCAAAAUCAGCAGAUCUCAAUCGAAAGGACUCGAAAUCCGACAAGAAAUCAGUGAAACAACGUGUAUCACAUCGGAAAGUAAAACAAAUGUCAUCUGACAAUUCUUAUGUUGAUUAUAUGGAAGAGAAAGAUAAAAAAAUUAAGACGAGAGUAAAGACAAAAGUUGCCCGGACAUGUACCAUAAAGAAAUCCACAAGUCAACGAAGUAAAGAAAAGACAAACGACAGUGAAGAAAAAUCUGAGACGAUUGAUGAAGAGCAAAGCUCAAACUCAGGAAAGAAGAACAUUCCGAUAUAUGGUGUAGAAAUGUUGCAAACGAUCCCUCGAUUCGCGAUGAAAUCAACUGGACCUGGCAAUCUCGUCACGCAGUUUUCCGAAAAUAUGUGCAUCGAUACAGAAAAAAGAGAAACCCCCAUAUCCUCGAUAGCAAGCACGAAAUUGAUUGCAAAGGAGAAACUAGAGAAAAAAAUAGCUGCCGGAACGAUGAAUGACAAUUUCAUCAGGAUAAAUCUGAAGAAAAAAGUAUUCGUGCGAGGUAAGAAGAGUUUCAACUUAAUCAAGCAUAAGAGGAAUCAAUGGAAGCAAAGGAAGAAGGAAUUGGCGUCUAGUGAAAGCAAUCUGGAUGCAGCUGACCUAAUCGACAAAAAUGGUAUGACGUGCUUUAAAUGUGGCGAAUUUGGACAUUUUGCUCGAAACUGUUCAGUUUCCAAAGGUGACAUUCUUUUACCUUUGGAAGAAAUUGAUGAUUCGUCACACUUUCCAACUCUGGAGGAAGCAGAAAAGAUGGCGAAUGAAAACGCUGUUGUGGCUCAUAGUCACAGGAUUGAACGGCUUCCCGAAAGACCAUCUUAUUCCGUUGCGAAAACUUCGCGGAAUGAAAAAGAAGACCUGACGGAAUUAUUCAAUGAUGACUUUGUGGAUUUUGAUAAGAAGACUGAUACGUUAAGUUUUGGACAUAAAGUACCACAGGAGUUGGUAUCUCAACUAUUACCACCUGAGAUGAAAGCGAUCGAUCCGCUAUAUACUAUAAAUGAAGAUGGUAGUCUUGCCGAAACCCCCUUGGAAGUUUUCAAUGUAUUACAUAUGUUUGGCCAUCAAAGUUUCAGAGCCGGCCAAGAGAAAGCAGUGAUGAGGAUCCUGUCUGGCCAGUCUACCCUGGUGACGCUAUCGACAGGUUCCGGAAAGUCUUUGUGUUAUCAAUUGCCGGCGUAUUUAUAUGCUCAACGUUCUCGUUGUAUCACUCUUGUAAUUUCACCUUUAGUGUCUUUGAUGGACGACCAAGUGGCGCGAGUACCAUCUUUUCUAUCCGCCGCGUGCUUGCACACCAGUCAAACACAGAAAGUAAGGGAACAAGUGAUGCAAUCGGUGAAGGAUGGCAAAGUAAACAUUUUGUUGGUAUCACCGGAAGCAGUGAUAGCCGGCGAGAAAUCCACUGGUUUCGGCGCUCUCCUCAGACAAUUACCGCCAAUCGCAUUUGCUUGUAUCGACGAGGCUCACUGUAUCUCCCAAUGGUCGCAUAAUUUCCGACCUUCCUAUCUGAUGGUUUGCCGAGUACUUAAGGAGAAGUUGGGGGUAAAAACAGUGUUAGGACUUACGGCGACUGCUACGAAAACGACGGCAGAAAGUAUAAUAAAACAUCUAGACAUAUGCGAUGGAAUGGCUGGUGUCAUAUCGGAUGUUCCCUUGCCAAGAAAUCUCAUCCUGACAGUGUCCAAAGAUGAGAAUAAGGAUCAAGCUUUGAUUGCAUUAUUGAAGAGCAAGAGAUUCCACGAAUGUAACUCUGUGAUAAUUUACUGUAUUCGUAGGGAAGAAUGUGCGAGAAUCGCAGGAUUGUUAAGAAUAUCGUUGCAAGAUCCGCGGAAUCCUGAAAAACCAAACGCAAAAAUAUCUACAAUAGCGGAAGCUUAUCACGCCGGUAUGACGGCUCAUAGACGCAAAAUUGUGCAAAAAGAAUUUAUGAACGGGAAAAUUAAAAUCGUAGUUGCUACUAUUGCAUUCGGAAUGGGUAUUAAUAAAUCGGACAUUCGAGCUGUCAUUCAUUACAAUAUGCCUGGUACUUUCGAAGGAUACGUACAGGAAGUCGGGCGUGCUGGAAGAGACGGUAUCACGGCACAUUGUCACUUGUUCUUGAAUCCUACGCAAAACAGUGAUAAAUGGGAAUUGCGCAGACACGUACACGCGAAUGGUGUCGAUAGGCAUACGAUUAGACAUCUACUCCAAAAAAUUUUUAUUCCUUGUUCUUGUACAAAAAUUAACGAGAAGGAUUCAAAUCGAAGAUGUCCUGGUCACGAAGUAGCUAUUUCGAUCGACGAGACAGUUCAAGCUCUUGACAUCACGCAGGAAACAAUUUCGACAUUAUUGUGCUAUCUCGAAUUACAUCCAAAAAGAUUUGUCACUGUUCUAUCAUCUGUAUACAUUCGAGCGCGAGUUUCAAGUUACAAAGGAUCGCAAGCUCUUAAACAAGCUGCGCAAUAUUCUCCACCGCUCGCAAUGGCAAUAGCAUUAGAUAUGAAAAAUGGGAUUUCACACGAAGAUAGUAAUGUUAUAGAAUUCCCAGUAAUCGAUGUUGCAUCAGCUAUUGGUUGGGAUAGCGGCGUAGUCAAGAGUCAUCUUAAGACUUUAGAAUGGACGACAGGAAUUGACGGAAGAAUGAAACGUUCGGCUAUAUCCGUACAGUAUGAUAAACUUGGUUUACGGGUGAAAGCACCGGGUGAUCUUACCGACUCUGAACUAGACGAGGCGCUUGAUGCAUUGAUUGCACGCACUCAAUGUCAAGAAUCUUCAUGUCUGCAGCAGCUCGAACUCAUAUCCUCCGCGCUUAAUAAAAUCAGUAUGUCAUCGAUCAAGAAUUGCUCAGUUUUGAACGAUGAUAUUAUGAAAAAAUCAGAAGAGCUCAAAGGCAUUAUCAGACAAUAUUUUCAAUCAGAUUCUUUAAAUGAUUUCGACAUUAUUUUUCAGAAUGAACUGCCAAAUGAACAACAAAUCGCAGUCGAUGUUCGCAAUUUGAUAAUACGUUAUAGAGAUACCAAAUUCACUGGUCGUGCCGUAGCCCGUAUCUUUCAUGGAAUACAAAGCCCGAAUUAUUCCGCGGUGAUUUGGAGCAGAUGCCGUUUCUGGAGGAUUCAUAUCGCUGUAGAUUUUAAUACAAUUUGCAAAAUCGCGACCAGAGAAAUUCUAGCGUUACGAUAACGGAAUCGGUUAACGAAACAAUAACAGAAUUAAUAUGCGUUAUAUUCAAUCUAAUUAAUUAUCGUAUUAAUUUGAACAUUCAGUUUUAAUUCUCAUCGAAAUGAAUCAAUGGACAAAAAAGUUUUAGAUUUGCUCUUUAAAAGAUAUUUCAUUCUCAUUGAAAUAAACAUUAUAUAUAUUGAUCAAAGUUUAUAGUAAAAUAUAAUUGAUCAAAGUUUAUUAGAACAGUGAAUUUUGUAACAAGAUGUACACUUAACAA
Molecule: messenger RNA, 4980 nt
Organism: Pogonomyrmex barbatus (red harvester ant)
Lineage: Eukaryota; Metazoa; Arthropoda; Insecta; Hymenoptera; Formicidae
Gene: RecQ4
Product: RecQ4 helicase
Biological process (GO): double-strand break repair via homologous recombination
Cellular component (GO): cytoplasm; chromosome; nucleus
Molecular function (GO): ATP binding; zinc ion binding; four-way junction helicase activity
Source: RefSeq, a predicted model, not a curated record